AUGAUUCCCCUUCUCAUUUUUGCCGCCCUCGCGGUCGUCUUGCGUCUCCUUUGGUCCAUCGUUACCAGUUUUCGUCAUGCUCAAAAUGCUCGCAAGUGGCACUGCGGUGCGAUCCCCACCUAUCCGGGUGAUAUACUCGGCAUCAACACGUUGAAGGAAGUUCUGCGCGCCGACAAGGAGAAACUCAUCCCCAUGUUGUCGGCGCGGCGCGUCGAGACGAUGACAGCCCGUGAAGGAAGAUACGUCACGACCUUCCGCUUCCGCCAGAUGGGAAGGGAGAGCGUCUUUACUUCUGACCCGAAAAAUAUGCAAGCCAUUCUGGCUACACAGUUCAAGGACUUCGAGCUCGGGAUUGCCAGAAGAAAUACCAUGCAUCCGUUGUUGGGACCCGGCAUCUUCUCAGCAGACGGCGAAGCCUGGUCGCGAUCGCGAUCCCUGCUCCGCCCGCAAUUCACCCGCGACCAAGUCAGCGACCUCGAUCUCGAAGAACGCCACGUCCAAAAAGCCAUGGCCGGCAUGCUCGCUGACCCGUCCACCAAAUGGACUCCCGAAAUCGACAUCCAGACCAUCUUCUUCCGACUGACCAUCGACUCUGCCACGGAAUUCCUCUUCGGCGAGAGCGUCGAAAGCCAAACCGCCGCACUAAGCGGUGGUAAAAUCAUCGAGGACAAAUUUCCCUUCUACUUCGACCGCGGCCAGUGGUACGCCGCGCAGCGCUCGCGCUUCGAAAAACUCUACUGGAUAGUCAACAACAAAGAAAGCCGCGAAACCGAGCGCUUCGUGCACGCGUACGUCGACCGCUUCGUCGACGACGCACUUGCCGCUGUAAAAGAAGGCAAAAUCAACCCCGAAAAGGGCAGCUCGGACCACUACGUCUUCCUCCACGGCCUGACUGCCGCCACGCAGGACCCAGUCGAACUCCGCUCCCAACUCCUCAACAUCCUCCUCGCGGGCAGAGAUACCACCGCUUCGCUGCUAAGCUGGUGCGUUCUCCUCCUCGCGCGCCAUCCGGAUAUCUUCCAGAAACUCCGCAACACUAUCCUGGCCGACUUUGGCAGCUAUGAAAACCCAAAGAACAUCACCUUCGCUUCGCUCAAAUCCUGCCGUUAUCUCCACUACUUCAUGAACGAGGUCCUCCGUCUCUACCCCAUUGUGCCGGGGAACCGUCGCAUCGCGGCGAAGGAUACCACCCUGCCCCGCGGCGGAGGCCCGGACGGUUCUGAACCUGUGUACGUCCGCAAGGGCCAGCCGGUCGUGUAUAGCGUAUUUGUCACACACCGACGGAAGGACAUCUGGGGCGCGGACGCGGAGGUGUUCAAUCCGGACCGCUGGGAGGACCGGAAGGUCGGGUGGGAGUAUUUGCCGUUCAACGGAGGUCCCAGAAUCUGUAUCGGGCAGCAGUUCGCGCUUACGGAGCUGGGUAUGUGCUUGUGCGGCUUCUGCAGAGGUUUGAUCGGAUCGUGGAUGCCAGGCCGGACAACGAGAUCCGGUUUAAUGCGACGCUUACCAGUGCGCCGUGGGAGAAUGUGGUUGUUAGGUUGA
Molecule: messenger RNA, 1542 nt
Organism: Aspergillus nomiae NRRL 13137
Lineage: Eukaryota; Fungi; Ascomycota; Eurotiomycetes; Eurotiales; Aspergillaceae
Product: cytochrome P450
Exons: 2
Coding region: 1-1542 (513 amino acids)
Molecular function (GO): iron ion binding; heme binding; oxidoreductase activity, acting on paired donors, with incorporation or reduction of molecular oxygen, reduced flavin or flavoprotein as one donor, and incorporation of one atom of oxygen
Source: RefSeq, a predicted model, not a curated record